Peronospora matthiolae is the source of this 2853-nucleotide messenger RNA. Lineage: Eukaryota; Oomycota; Peronosporomycetes; Peronosporales; Peronosporaceae. The record is from the annotation of a GenBank genome assembly.
AUGGCGUCGUCGUCUCCUUGGGGCGCUUGGGGCUCGAAGCUGAAUGUGACGUCGAUCGUGUCCCAGGGGUUAGAGCAAGUCCGGAGUCUGCGCGAGGACAUGGAAAAGUCGUUCGACCACGUCGUGACGGGCGUCCCGGGCCCUCGAUCUGCAGUGCAGCUGCAAAUAGAGGACAAGCAGGUCGCGAAUAAGGUGGAGGUGGCGUCGUUGAAUAAGGCGGAUGUCGUAUCGGAUAACGUGGGUACGGUAUCGGAUACGGCAGACACCGUAUCAGAUACGGUGGAUACGGCUAUCGAUGAGGCGGUUACCGUAUCGAAUACGAUAGAUACUGUCGUCGAUACAGCAGCGGUUGCUGUGUCGGGAGAUACUCUAAUCGAGGCGUUCGACCCUAAUGAGACGGUUGAGGAGAACUGUAACGCUAAUAUAGAGCAACAAGCACGACGCGAAGAAGAUACGGAAAUAGAGCAGCUCCUGGAACCAGACGAUCGUGAAGAGCUGCAGCCAGGAGCUACUGCCGAAGUUGUGGACGAAGAAGAGGAGAAGCGAGACGAGGAAUUCGGAGGAGAAGGACGGCAGCAGAAGCUGCAGGAGGAAGUCGAGCAGCUGAGAGAAGGAGAAGAAGAAGAAGAGGAAGAAGAGAAGGACCAAGAGGAGGAGGAGGAGGGGAAGAAGCUGAAGAAGAAGAAGAAGAAAAAGCAGAAGAAGAAGCGGAGGAAGAGAGAAGCAGCUCUUUGUACGACGGAAGAACCGAGUGGGGACGUGGUGAUUGAGGAAAAAGCAGGAGGAGCUCGUGGGGAAGCUGCACAGGCAGAAGUGCUUGUUGCUGUGGUUGAGGACGUGGAAGAGGGGAGUGGAAAUGUGGCGGGAGACGCAGAAGAGGCAGUUGUACGGGCAGAAGACGGUCGUGUUGCUGUCGCUGAUAAGGAAGAGGAGAUUGUGGAUGAUCUGCAGCAGCAAGUGGAGCUCAAAGCGCGCGAGUCGCAGUUGCUGGCUGCAUCGACGACGAUUCGGAACCUGCACGACGAGCUGGACGAAACGCGACGUCGUGAGGUCGUGGCCGUAGAGCGUGCGCAGUUGCUCACGGAGCAGCUGGAAAAUUCACAGCAAGAAGUGGCCAAGCUGACGCAGAUGUAUCGGGAUAGGCAUGGCAGUAGCCAGCGUAAUGACGUGCAGGUGCUGCAAUUGGCAUUGGCGGGCAAGGAGGAGAAGCUGAGUGCGUUGCUGGAUGAAGGGCAGGCGUUGUCGGUGAAGCAAGCGCAGUUAGAGCAAAGAUUACGCUUACUGCGUAAAGAGAAGGACGAGUUGGAGGAGCGAGCACUCAAGGCACAGUCGCAAGCUGAAGCCUCAGCUGGAGAAGUGCAGCGGCUAAUGUCGAAGCUGAAGGCUAGCGAGAAGGAGACGACGUGUCUUGCACAGCGAAAUCGUCAACUGACAAGCAUUGCGGAUACGGCAAGUGCUCGGAUCGAAAAAGCCGAGCACGAUGCGCUAGAAGCUACGCAGCAGCUAAAAAAGUUGCGAGCUCAGGUGGACGAGCUGACGCGCUCUGUAGCCGAUAAAGAUGAAGAAAUUGUGAGACUUGCAAUGUCUUCUCAGUCGAGUGAGUCUCUCCAUCUCGAGAAAGCAGAGCUGGAACAGACCUUGCAGUUUCUGCAAGACAACGUGCGAGAUCUGGAGGCAGAAGGAACUCGUCGUGAGGUAAUGGCACGCGCAGAAAUUACAGACUUGAAGCGAAAGUGGCAGGACGCUUUGGCUCGUGUGGAUCUGCUAGGGCAGAGUGUAUCGGAAGCCACGCAGCCGCUGCUUCGCCAAAUUCAUGCGUUGCAAGAGGACCAGCGUGCGAGGCAAGAAAGCUGGAAAGCGAUGGAGACCACUUUUGUUGCUCGUAUUGAGGAGGCUACGGAACAACGCCGUGCAGCGAUGCAGGAGAGGGUUGAGAUGGAAGAGCGACUGCACGAAUUCCGAGAGAAGGUAGAAAAAGUAGAGCUGGAGCUGAUACGAAAACAAGCUGAGCUUGUUCGUGCACAGGAUACUGCUGCAAGUGCCAAGGCUGAAGCUCGUGCGUUGCAUGGACAAGUUGAUGCGCUGCAGAUCGACUUGGACCAGGCCAAGCACCAGCGUGAUGCAGAGGCAGGAGUGAAAGAACAACUGCAGACUCGAUUGUUGGCUGCCGAGAAGUCGAUAGAAACGGCGAGGGUAUCAUCCACAACGACACUUGAGCUAGAGCAGUCUCGUAAGCGCGAGGAACAACUUCGUCAAGACCUGGAGUGGCAUCGUCAAGAGCUCCAACGAUUGAAAAAUGCAGCGAUGCAAGCUGCUCCGGUGCCAUUAUCCAUAGGCCACACGUCUUCACACCAUCAGAAUGUGAGGCGAAGUCUGGAUGGCGAGCAGUCCUUUUGGUCUGAGAGCGCAGACGGUGAAUCGUCAUCUGAGGCGUCGAUCCUCAAAAUGGCAUUGGCGACUGACCCGCUCACCCUGACCGGUGGUAACACGUCAGUGUUGGGACUCAGUCAGUUGCAGCAGCGACUACGUCUACGCGAAGGUGAAAACCGGAUGUUGAAGCAGCAGCUGGAAACACUGGAGGCCCGUCAAAAGCAGACGACUGAUGAGAUCGUCCGGCUGAGUUCGCGCAAUGCGCUAUUAGAGAGCGGCGAGGCACAAUUGGAGCAAACGCAAUCAGAAUUGGCGAAACUGCAGAAGCACCAAGUGGUGCUGCUUGAGCUGUUCGGAGAGAAAGAGGAGCAAGUAGAGGAGCUACAAGCGGAGGUGAAGGAGCUGAAGGCAUUCUACCGAAAGCAGCUUAAUACGUUGGCAACCCACAGUGAGCAACAGCAGAAGCAGCAACUGGACCAGUGA